GUCGUUCUCCGUAGCUCUAGGGAUAGCAUCGGCUUGCCAGUUCCAAGAAAAAAAAAAUCUGGUUUCAAAAUUUAAUUUUUGUCACUUCCUUCCGAUCCGCAGUCUCAACCCUAGAUCGUUCGCAGCUGUCUGUUGAGCAAAACUUGAUAAAAAUUCUUCUCGCCAUCAUGGCUUCUGCUUCUCUUCGGUUCAUGAUCCGUGCCUCUCUCCAUUCUCUGAGGCCAACUAUCAUGCCUUCAAAAGCUGUGCCCACGGCGGCCGCGGCGAUGCGGUCUCCCCUCCCUACUUCCACCUCCAAAACGGCGUCUACUUCCUCCGUUCGUCAUUUCUCCAGGUCCCAUUUGGAAUUGGGUCGCUGCAUCUACUCUCUCUUACCAUUGCACACGGCGGUGGCAGCAGCGCGGCUGACUUCACGGCUGAGCUUGGCUUCACAGAGCUCUCGCGCUCUUUCUCAGGCUGAUUUUGAUGGUCCGUGAAAGUUGGUAUACAAAACCAUUGCAGAAGCUCUUCAUCAGCAAGAAGCUGGAGGUUUUUUUUAUCAGCUAAGGACCAAGUUUUGUUCUUGCCAUUAAAAGUGUUUCCAGCUUGGAUAUGGAGACACUUCGUUUUGUCAAAUCUUCUAUAUUGAAACCUACAAAUUUUGGUAAAUAAGCAAUCCCAAAUUUAUCUAUCUGUUUUUUCCUUCACUGCCAUUGUUAAAUGUAAGUUUCUGUGUGUAAGUUAAUUUCAUACUAGAAAUUUAGCCAAACUCAAACCCUGUACAAUG
Molecule: messenger RNA, 766 nt
Organism: Dendrobium catenatum
Lineage: Eukaryota; Viridiplantae; Streptophyta; Magnoliopsida; Asparagales; Orchidaceae
Product: protein NUCLEAR FUSION DEFECTIVE 6, chloroplastic/mitochondrial-like
Exons: 3
Coding region: 168-476 (102 amino acids)
Source: RefSeq, a predicted model, not a curated record